CCAAAACCUGAUGCACGAAAAGCAAGUUGUAUUGUGUUACAGUUCUCUAGAAGCCGACUGGCAUUCUUAGAGGUCCCAUCGAUGGCCAUAUUAUGGCGACGAAACUCUGUCCAUUUCCAAGAGAUAAAUAAAUUUUGGCAAGAGCGUCUGGAAUACUGGACGUUCGGAGAACACGAACAGAGGUCGAGGUGGGAUGGUUCUGACUCCAAAGAAGGAGGUUCGCGUAACGCCGUGAAUGGAGUUGUUAUUAGUUACCGGCACGAACUAAUGGCCUUACCACCUUACACUGAGACGAACGACCCAUAUACGCACUGGCAGGCUUAUCCUAUUGCUGGAACGCAGCGAGACUCAAUGCAAAGUCCAUCCUGUGACUUGAAGGGACUACAAGUUCAACUGUAGGCAACCAACCGAACAUGGUCAGGACUGACCUCUUUCAGCCAACUUUUGUCCUCCAUCAGUGUCGAUACCUCAACCUGGGCCGACAGGGACUCUUAUCAUUGCCAGCCCUGCGGCGUAGCAUACGAAUCGCCCUUCAUUGCAUCUGAUCACCGUCUUUACUUAUCUACCGGCCCUCCAUCUUC
Messenger RNA from Fusarium redolens, 581 nucleotides. RefSeq lists its product as uncharacterized. The record is from RefSeq and is a predicted model, not a curated record. NCBI's taxonomy places the organism in Eukaryota, Fungi, Ascomycota, Sordariomycetes, Hypocreales, Nectriaceae. The transcript has a single exon. Bases 82 to 399 code for a protein of 105 amino acids.